Messenger RNA from Nerophis lumbriciformis (worm pipefish), 2970 nucleotides. RefSeq names its product RAR-related orphan receptor C a (gene rorca). Gene Ontology annotation, molecular function: zinc ion binding; nuclear receptor activity; RNA polymerase II cis-regulatory region sequence-specific DNA binding. Lineage: Eukaryota; Metazoa; Chordata; Actinopteri; Syngnathiformes; Syngnathidae. Gene Ontology annotation, cellular component: nucleus. Gene Ontology annotation, biological process: regulation of transcription by RNA polymerase II. The record is from RefSeq and is a predicted model, not a curated record.
GUGAGAUCAUGUGUAGUCCAUGCGCGGAAAGUAGGUUAGCAAGAGCUGCGGAGUUGAAAGGAGCUGACACCACGCGUGGGUACACUGCUUCUCGUCCCGCCACUGCAGUCACAACAACGCCUUGAAGACCGCUACAAUCCGACAGAAACUAGUUUAACAUCGGUGCCGUGUCGCCAUUUUUUCCCCCCACCCCGUCUUAAACGCGGGAAGAGGAGCUCGACAAGCCAUAUGAGGAGUUGCUGUUUUGACAGCUCGGAGAAAGCACGCACGCCUUCGCUUCUUGCUCGAUUUUACUUUGUUUCCACGCGGAACUGUAUGAAGACAAGAAGUAUACGCCAGACUUAACCGCCGACAUGAGAGCUCAAAUAGAAGUCAUACCCUGUAAAAUCUGCGGGGACAAAUCAUCAGGGAUUCACUAUGGCGUCAUCACCUGUGAAGGCUGCAAGGGUUUCUUCCGACGCAGCCAGCAGAACAAUGCUAUGUACUCCUGCUCACGACAGAGAAACUGCCUGAUUGAUCGGACCAAUCGGAACCGCUGUCAGCAUUGCCGGCUGCAGAAAUGCCUCGCUCUGGGCAUGAGCCGUGAUGCGGUGAAGUUUGGUCGCAUGUCCAAGAAACAGCGCGACAGCCUGUACGCAGAGGUCCAGAAGCAUCAGCAGUCUCAAGAGUGCGCCGGGAUCGUAGCCCGGGAAGAGAGCGGCGACAUGGGCGACCACACCCGCACCUACAGACGAGUGUCCAGCACCACGCUCAGCGACCUGGAUGACUUCACCACGCUGCCUGACGGCCUGCUUUUUGACCUGCCGCUGACCCCAGAGGAUGCAGGGGGCGACUACGGGAACCUGGACAUGCUGGCCGGCAGCGCAGGUAGCAGCUCAUCUUCGCAAAGCUCACCGGAACAGACCAACUUAGACUUUGUGGACGGCAACCACAACAUCAAACACGAGUACCAGCUGCUGCACGACUCUGGGCUUUUCUCGCAUGCCAUCCUCAAUCCGUUGCCCGAAGGUUGCUCCCUGCUUGAACUCGAGCACAUAACACAGUGCGUGGUGAAGUCCCAUAUAGAGACAUGCCAGUAUUCUACAGAGGAGCUGAAAAAAAUGGCGUGGUCCACGUACGGCCUGGAAGAAACUCGCAUGUACCAAACAAAGUCCGCUGAGGUGAUGUGGCAACAGUGCGCCAUUCACAUCACCAACGCCAUCCAGUAUGUGGUGGAGUUUGCCAAGCGCAUCUCUGGCUUCAUGGACCUGUGUCAGAACGAUCAGAUUAUCCUCCUCAAAGCAGGCUGCAUGGAUGUUCUUCUGAUCCGAAUGUGUCGGGCGUACAACCCCAUCAAUAACACUUUGCUUUUUGACGGACGGUUUGCCCCUGCUCACUUUUUCAAAGCGCUCGGCUGUGACGACCUUGUGACUGCGGUGUUCGACUUGGCAAAAGGCCUGAGUCGUGUCCAGAUGUCUGACGAAGAGAUGGCCCUCUUCACAGCUGCUGUGCUCCUCUCACCAGACCGACCAUGGCUAACAGAUGUGCAUCAGGUCCAGAAGUUGCAGGAGAAGGUGUACGUCGCCCUCCAGCGUUGCCUACAAAAAGGGAGCUCAUCAGAGGAGAAACUAGCCAAGAUGGUUUCCAAACUCCCCAUCAUGAAGUCCAUUUGCAAACUCCACAUUGACAAACUGGAGUUUUUCCGUCUGAUCCACCCCCAGACGGCGUACACCUUCCCCCCGCUGUACAGGGAGGUGUUUGGCAGCGAAAUCACUUUUCCGGACUCUACCGAGGGCUAAGAGGCAUCACGCUAAAGACCAAACGAAACCCAGAGAUUUCCACUCAGAGACUUUCUUUGCGAGGCGCAGGCAGAGGGAGAGAUAAAAAAAAAAAAAACAUGUGACAACAAGCUGGGGCAAAGCAGACGGUCUAUGACAAUCCUGCACGACACACUCCUCUCUCACCUCUGAACUCUCCUCUCUCACCCGCGUGGAGUCGCUCACGGCGCCCCUCGGGCCGCUUCACCUCCGCGGGAAGGGUGCUCGGUACCUCACGUUUGGAGGGCGCGCCAAGACACUAAAUAGUGGCCUAGACAAAUUUGUAUUCUCCAAAUUUAUUUUUCUAAGAUCUUUCUACGAUUACACUUCUCACAGCUCCUGCGAGCUACGGUUGAAUGUACCCCCGCCACCCCUGCCCGUGCCGCUUAAAGCGUUCAGCACAGCCUGUAGGCCCGAUUCCGAAUGUAAAUACUUAAUCCUCACUUACCUCAAAUAUAUAUAUAUAUAUAUUAUUUUUUUUCUUUUCUUUUCUUUUCAAAACACUUCAGUUGUCAGUCUGGUAACAAUCCUUCAUUUUUCACCCAGCAUGGUUUAGCAGUGCCUGCCUUUUCCCAGUUUUGCGGCAUGUGAACAAAGCGUUCAAAGGGACCAUGAUCAAAUUCCCAAGCAGGUUUUCUUUAAUAUAUCUACUUUAUUUGUACCAGCAUACCCUGAAGACGCUGACGUAAGUGGGCUCUUUUUAAUGCAACCAUUACCUCAGUCCCAGUACCCUAUCACUUAGCAUUUGCCACUCGGAUAUUGUGACAAUAUUAUAUUUAUAGCCGUACGAAUGUCUCUCAGGGUGCGUUCACACCUGUCAUGUUUGGUUCAGUUUAAAGGACGAAGCCUGGUGUGUACCAAGCAAGCCGUUUCGGUCCACUUGCAAGUGAACUCUGAUGCGGUGCACUUGAGCACAAAUGUGGACUACGCAAACCAGUGUUAAAAUGACCAAAAAAAAACGUGUUGUAUAAAAGUAUCUUUUAGAAGCUUUUUGUCAAAUCUAAGAUAGUAAAUAUGGCAGAAUAUGAUAGUACGUGUUCAACCCAGCAAAUUUGACUUAUGUCACAAAGGCUACCUAACCGGUUCACUUAGACUUCAUUUGUCAUUCAAAUUUGAACUUUACAGUACAGAUAAGAACGCAAUUUUGUUAUAUUAGGUGCACAGGGUUUGCAUU